AUGUCCCGGAGGACGUUGGGUGGAGGUCGUGUUCUGGGCACUCCGAGUGCGCUCUCAGCCCCGUCCUCGUCCCCGCAACCGAAGAGGGUGCUCUCACCGACCGCCAGCAGCAUUUCCCUGAGCUCGCAGACUUCCGCAUCACAAUUCUCGUCCGGUACGCAAGAUAUCACGUCGCGCAUAUCCCUGGAGAAUGGCGACACCUCGAUAUCCGCCGCCUCCGCGGCACCCGGAACCCAGCUCUCAUGUCCAAUCUGCAGUGAGGAGAUGGUAACGCUCCUACAGCUAAACAGACACCUCGACGAUAUUCACCAGAACCUGGAAGAUGGCACACAAGACGAGGUCAAAGAUUGGUUCAAGGUACAAAUGGAGAAAGCGAAACGGUUUCAACCACUCGCCGUGUUGAACCAGAAGCUUAAAGGUCUGGAUGUGUUCGAAUCGAAUGAGAAUCAGACUAGCUCGGUACCUGGUCGCCCACUGGCUUCUCAUGCAGGAAGUUCCGAAACACCGAAGUUAUUAGAUCCAGAGGAUCUCAUCACAAAGCAACACUGGCAGGCCGGUUGUAUGUACGACGUAUGCUUGGAACCAUCUUGCGGACAGCGACUUAAUGCCACCAACGGCUGUGUGAACUGUCGGAAAUGCGGCAAACUAUUCUGCGAGGAACAUACAAUGUACCAAAUGAAGCUCUCACGAUCCGCACAGCAUGAGCCUGUCAGGGGAAUCUGGGCCCGUGUCUGCGAAACCUGCUAUAAGUCGAGGGAAGGCUACAUCGAUCAUAAUGGUGCAACGAGAGAUUUAACAAAUGCGUUUAAGUCUACUCGCAAGCAGACAGUCGACAAAGAUUUCCUCGAGGUUUCACGGCUCGAGAAGAGAUUGACCAGGCUAACGCAGUUAUUGGCAAGCCUGCCUGCAGAUCAAAUCCAGCCAAGUGCGACGAAGCUAUUCUCUAUUGGCUGGCAGAACGAUCGGCGAAGAAGCCUGGAGCAAACGAUUGUCAGUUGGCAAGAUGAUGCUAGUGUUUCGCGCUGCCCGUUCUGCCAGCAGGACUUUUCGGGGUAUUCCUUUCGAAGACACCAUUGCAGAACUUGCGGGCGGGUUGUGUGUAGUGAUCCCGAUACUGGUUGCUCCAGUGAGGUCGGGCUGACCAUCGCACCCCUCUCAAAAUCGUCGGAAAAAGCCGCCGCCGAAAACCUGCUGAAUGUUGAUGUGAGGCUUUGUAAGGAAUGCAGGACCACACUAUUCGACCGACGCGAUUUUGAAGCCGAUGUCGCACGCAAGCCUCCUGAAGUCAGAUCCUAUGAGAACUUGGCCCAGUUUGAGAGAGGAAUCCGUCUACAUAUGCCCAAGUUUCAGAAACUUCUCUCCGCACUCCAAGACCCAAGGCGCCCGCCGUCGUCGGCUCAAAUUGCAGAAGCUUCCAGAGUCCGUAAGCGACUCAUGGACUCCUUCGCAAAAUAUGACGUAGUAGCUCGCCGAAUUCGUGACCUACCAACCAACUCUCCCACCCAACAGCGAUUGCAGAAGGCCAUUUACCAACAGGCCAGCAAUUUUCUCCAUCUUCACAUGCUACCUCUGAAAUCUCUACCGAAGGUCCUCAAACAUGCCUCACCAGCAGGAGACCGCAUACCUAGCCGCACAUCUUCCCCCAGCACACCAGUCAAUGGAUCACCGGCACCUGGUGCCCGGCCUCAAGAUUCAGCACUUGCAUCAAUAAAAUAUAACGAUCGUGCUGGGGCCAAUGGAAGUUCCAGCAGCCUAGCAAGUGAUACGAGCAGUGCUGUAUCCGCACUGGAAGCAGAAGAGAAAGCGCUUCGAGAACGGCUGAUCGUACUUGAAGAACAGAAAUUCUUUGUCUCCGAAAUGAUCGCAGAUGCUAAUCGUCGUCGUAAAUUCGACGAGGUAAGUAGUCUCGCCGUCAACGUUGAGGACCUGAGCCGCGAGAUUGAUCGUGUCAACGGGAUGCUUGCCGGCUUGGAUUUUGAGGGAGUCUACACCGGCGGACUUCAAGCAAACGCUUGA
This is a messenger RNA of Penicillium argentinense, 2016 nucleotides long. RefSeq lists its product as uncharacterized. NCBI's taxonomy places the organism in Eukaryota, Fungi, Ascomycota, Eurotiomycetes, Eurotiales, Aspergillaceae. The record is from RefSeq and is a predicted model, not a curated record. The transcript is spliced from 6 exons. Gene Ontology annotation, biological process: DNA repair. Gene Ontology annotation, molecular function: DNA binding; metal ion binding. Bases 1 to 2016 code for a protein of 671 amino acids.